UCAAUUACCAAUCCUGUGAAGUAUAGUCAAUGUUCGUCUCGAGCCAAUAUUAAAUAUUCCUUUCAACCAACCAUCUUAUUACAGACUACUUCACGGAUAAAAUGUGCGUCCAAGGCUGUGUCAUUAUAUGUUAGUAGUGAUGUGGAACUGCAGUAGUACAAAUAUGACGGAAAGGAAUUUGUUUAUUAACGUAUUAUUUCUAGUUAUUGCAAUAAUAUUUAAUGCAAUACCACAGUGUUCCUCAGUUUUAUCAGACAAACGACUGUGUUAUGAUCCUGACUGUUCCGAGCCUGUUUCAUUAGCUAGAACGACUAUUAGAUAUACCCCAAACGAGGCGGGAUUAUUGUCGUGUAACAUUAAUGAAAAAGUCAUAGUUUAUAGUAAAGAAGCAGGGAAGAGAAAUGACUUGUGGGGUGUAGAGAUAAAUGGCAGACAUGGAUAUAUACCAAAAACAUUUUUAAAGGAAUAUAAAAUUCUACAUAAAAAUUUAGAACAUGAAGUAUCGAUUGAUCCACUAUUUAGUAAUGUUUCAUCUAAUGAGAAACUUCAAUCAAAGAAAAAUAAAAAUAAAUCAGUGUUUGACAAGAAAGAUAUUAAAACUUCAAGUGAACAAAUUGAUAAUUUGGAAUUAAAGUCCUUGGAAGAACUGCCACAAAGUGCAAAUGGUAUAAAUCCAUCUUAUGAGAUUAUAGAUGGAACUACAGUUCACUUAGAUAUCAAUAAGCCUUCUGAACCAACUUUUAUAAAAGAAGUUAUUCAAACAACAGCAGUGCCAAAUGAACAAGAUGCAGAUGAUGAAAUGUUAAAUAAUAAUCUAGAGAGCAAGGAGCACGCCAUUUCUGCUGAAGUUGAUUUUAAAGACUUUGUGACAAGUUCGGAAAAAAUAUUAGAUUUACCAGAAAUAUCUGGUGUACAGAGUUCACCAUUGAAUAUAAGUAUAACCUCUGAUAAAGUAGAAUAUACAAUAGAGAAUGUAGAAAAUAAGUCAGUCACGAAUGUGGAGGGUGAUCAAUUUUUAAAUAAAGUUAUUGAUAUCAAUAGUCCACAAACAUCUACAUCUGAUGGUCUUAAAGAAACAUUAACUAUUGAAGAAGAAGAAGCAGUUGAAUUAAAUAAAGAAGGUAAUGUCAGUCUCAGUGAAGCAGAUGUAAAUAAUAACACUACACCAGAUGUACAAAAUGUAAGAACUAUUGAUCAAAUUGAGGAAGUAGAUAUUCAACCUUUACAAAAUGUUAUGAUAGAUACAACCAAUAAAACUCAAUUAGAUAUACAAAAUGCAGAAAGUUUUGAUCAAAUACAGACAAAAGAUAUCCAAUCUUCACAGAAUAUUACAAUAGUCACAACUAGUGAUGCUAGAUUAGAUGCACAAAAUGCAGAAAAUUCUGAUAAAGUUGAAACAGAAAAUAUCCAUACUUCAAGUGUUGAGAUGAUUGUGGUUAAUGAGACUGAAUCGAGUAUACAAAAUACAGAAAAUUCUGGUAAAGUUGAAAAAGAAGAUGUCAACUCCUCAGCAAACAUUGAAUUAUUUUCACUUAGUAACAUUAAAUCAGAUAUACAAAAUGCAGAAAAUUCUGAUCAAAUUGAAACUAAAGAUAUGCAGGCUUCACAAAAUGUUACAAUAGUUACAACUAGUGACACUAAAUCAGAUGUACAAAGUGAAGAAAAUUCUGAUAAAGUUGAUAUAAAAAAUAUCCCAUUAUUAGAAAACAUCAUACCUCGUAUAAAAGAUACCCGAUAUUUAGGUAGUGUUAUGCAAAUACAAACAGAGCCAGAUGAUGCAAAAAAAGAAGAAGAAAGCAAAAAUAUUGAAGAUUUAAAUGAACAUGAUACUAGUGAAUAUAAACCAUUUUCAUUUAUUGAAUCAAAUGUAAACAAUGAAGUAACGUUACCUACUCAUAAUAUUGAAACUAAAGAUAUUCAGUUUGAUUUAGAUAUUGAAACAGAGGAAGGAUCUACAUUAGAUACUAAAUCUAAUUCAAAUAUUGAAGAUACUGUUUCUGUAAAAGAAAUAACAGAUAUCCAAUAUAAUACAGAUAAUGAGGAUGCUUUGCCUAUAAUAGAAGAAACAUCUAAGAAUAUUUUCCAUGAAGUACAAGCUUCAGUUCCAGAUGUUUGUACAGCUGAUAAUAUUGGAUGUCCUUUAACAGACAAUCAGAAUAAUUUUCCACAUCACGAACAACCUUCUCAGGGCAGUGAAAAUGCUCUAAUGAGUGGGAUACAAAUCGAAAGCAAUUAUUGGUUGGCAUUAAUGUAUCUAAGUGUCACUGCCACUGCAACGCUUAUAUUUUCUUUAGGGUACUACUGCAUUGAGAAUAUGAGGAGUGACAGACAACUGAUAGUUAGAAUCAACAAACUUGAAAAAGAUUUACUUAUUUCAGAAGCAGAAUGUACAAUGGUAAACGAAAAUUUAAAAUCAACGAAGGAAAAGUUGAGUCGCAUGGAAGAUGAAUCAUUCGGUUCUGACGAAAUGGUGCUUUCUUUAAGGGCUGAUUUAGAAGCCUCACAGAAUGCAAAAACAGAACUAGAAGAUCAAGUAGCCAUGUUGGAAAAAGACCUAGAAAGUGCUACUGAAGCAGGGUUAGAAUUAGAAAAAAUGUUGCGAGAAGUUCUCUCGGCAAAUAAUGAAGUUAAUCCGUUAGCGCAGUCAGUAGAGGAUCUACAAACUAGGUUGAAUGCUCAACAAGCUGCAAACGAAUCUUUAACGAAUGCUGUGAAUCUUAAAACUCAAGAGAACGAAUCUAUAUCAGCAGAACUUGUAUCUGUUAAGAAGAAAUAUGAAGAGCUUGAGGUUGAACUAGCCAGGCUUACGGAAAAUUUAAAACAAGAAAUAAACAGCAAGAAUAAUAUCGAACAAACUUGGAGUGAUAAGGUGCAACAAUUAGAAAUGGAAAUCAAGGAAAUUUCUACUGAAAAGACAACCUUACAGAAGGAGUUGAAAGCUAAAGAAGUAGAAGCAAACGACCUUGUAGAUGUUAUUAAUCGAUUGAAUUCUAACAACUUGGAUUUGGACAAGUUGUAUGAUGUAUCUCAUAUUAAAGUUGAAGCAACAGCAUUGCUUGAAGAAAGGAAUGAAUUAAAAAUACGAUUGGCUGAAAUUGAAGGAGCUCAUAAUUUAUUAGAAGAACAUGUGAAGUUCGUUAAAGAGGAAGUAGCUACUUUAGGCGAACAAUGCAAAGUAGCGGAAAAAGAAAAGAAAGAUGCAGAAACACGACUUGAGGUGUUGACAAACUUUUUCGAGGAGAAAGAGGCACAUCGCCAAAAGGAAGAAGCUAUUUGGUUACAACAGCAAGGUGAGGUUGUAUCCACUGUAGAACGAAUACAAACGAUGCAAAAUGAAAUACAAAACUAUAAACAACAAAUAGAAGUGUUAAAACGUGAAAUAUUAGACCAAGAAAGAGAAUACAAGAAUCAAAUUUCUGUUCUUGAAACAAAAGCACAUGAGCAAUGGGUCAUAGCUCGUCAAGUUGAACGUCGUUUAGAGGAAUCCAAGGUUGAAGCAGGUCAAUUGCGUAAUCGCCUUACAUUAAUAGAAAAAAAUAUUAACGAUGUAGAUUCCGAAGCGAAAUUACAUCGACUAGAAGCAAACGGCGAGACGACAACGUCGCCUCCAUUAUUCAUAGGAGCAGAAUCAUCCAGUUCCCCUAUAAUGUUUUCUGGUUCUUCGAGUGUUCCACCACCACCACCACCUUCCUAUUUACAUUCAUUGUUUCCUCCGUACUUACCACCUCCGUUACCAAAUACAUCCGGAGUACCACCAUACGAAGUUAGUCAACGACCACCACCACUUGGUGGUCGGUUAUCUUCACCUCCACCUAUGCCUCUGCAUCCACCUGCUCCUAAUAGGUACGACAACGCAGGUUCUCCACCACCAAUGUCUCCACACUUACUUCCACCUUUUAAUCAUAGAUCCCCCCCACCUCCUCCGUUUGCUAGUGACAUUCAUCCACCUCCUCCACCUCCUCCUGGUUCAAUAUUACCACCACCUCUUGGAACGCCGCAUUCGUGGGGGGAAGAAUCACUGCCGCCUCCACGCAGUUCUGGUUUUCAUCCAGCACAACGAGAACGAGUUCGAAAUCACAAAGGACGCAAGCGAUUCUCUAAAGUGAGACAAUUUUGGAGUACUAUGGAGGGAAAUAAUUGCAAAUAAAUGCAGUUCCUUACAUUCUUCGGGAGAAUCACUAGAUAAAUCACAUCAUAACAGCAAAGUUUGAGUCUUUUAUUUUGUUAUAAAAUAUCUUCGUAUACGCGUUAAACUUGUCAUUAUAUUGUGAGACAUUUAAGUAUAAAAAUAUUUCAAUAAACAAAUAACAGUGAUGCAGGAUAUAUUAAUGCUAAUAGAUCAACCAGCAUUUACUACUUUGUGAAAUAGUAAAUCGUGCAUUUUGAUAUGAUAUUUGUCAAAUGUAAUAAACACAUUAGUUUGCUAUGAGAAAUACAUCUAUUAGCCAUCACUG
Bombus impatiens (common eastern bumble bee) is the source of this 4454-nucleotide messenger RNA. RefSeq names its product transport and Golgi organization protein 1 (gene Tango1). The record is from RefSeq and is a predicted model, not a curated record. Lineage: Eukaryota; Metazoa; Arthropoda; Insecta; Hymenoptera; Apidae. Gene Ontology annotation, cellular component: endoplasmic reticulum exit site; endoplasmic reticulum membrane. Gene Ontology annotation, biological process: endoplasmic reticulum to Golgi vesicle-mediated transport; vesicle cargo loading; protein secretion. The coding region runs from base 128 to 4147 and encodes 1339 amino acids. Gene Ontology annotation, molecular function: protein binding. The transcript is spliced from 17 exons.